Messenger RNA from Rhizoctonia solani, 474 nucleotides. RefSeq lists its product as uncharacterized. Gene Ontology annotation, biological process: tetrahydrobiopterin biosynthetic process. Lineage: Eukaryota; Fungi; Basidiomycota; Agaricomycetes; Cantharellales; Ceratobasidiaceae. Bases 1 to 474 code for a protein of 157 amino acids. Gene Ontology annotation, molecular function: 4-alpha-hydroxytetrahydrobiopterin dehydratase activity. The transcript has 3 exons. The record is from RefSeq and is a predicted model, not a curated record.
AUGAACUCUUCGAUCCUUGAACAAGACUUGGAAACCCACAUUAACGCUCUACGGGGGAACGGAUGGCAUUUUCGACAGUCAAAUAGGAACAUUGAGCAAAAUGACAUGUGGGAGCUCCGACACUCGGGGCGCUUUCCCUCAUUCAAGGCGGCUAUGGGUUAUGUAAACGAUGUGGCGAACCUGGCAAAAUCUGAAAAGCAUCAUCCAACAAUUGUUAUUUUCGACCGCGUCAAUGUAGCGAUCGCUCUCAUUACUCAUGAUACGGCCAAACCUCCCAUAAUAGACGCACCCUCCACCGAUUUGCAUGCACCAGCCACCCGUCACCCUGGAAUAACACUGCGUGAUAUUCGCAUGGCGUUACUUAUCAAUCCGCUCCUUGAUCUUUACAAAGUUAUCGACCGGAGCCCCCCUACCGAGGAUCCUAUUCCUAGAUAUGAAGAUUUAAUGGGGGUUAACAUUGAAAAAUCUAAUUAA